Haliotis rufescens (red abalone) is the source of this 5945-nucleotide messenger RNA. RefSeq names its product CD151 antigen-like. The transcript has 10 exons. The record is from RefSeq and is a predicted model, not a curated record. Bases 196 to 1104 code for a protein of 302 amino acids. Gene Ontology annotation, cellular component: membrane. NCBI's taxonomy places the organism in Eukaryota, Metazoa, Mollusca, Gastropoda, Lepetellida, Haliotidae.
UCUCCCAUACUAUGCAGGUGUGUGUAUUGUUUACAUCGUCAGGUAGCGACAGGCAAAGAAUACGGAACACAACCUCGAAAUGAAACAUGACGCACCACGAAUAGUUUGAAGGCGAGUCGGGUCAGAUUUUUUUAGGCAAGUCGGAUUUUCGGCGAGUCGGGUGCAACUCUAUGAAAUUUCAGAAGGCAAGUCAACAUGACCAUCAACAGCUUCUCGCCGAUCGAGGAGACCCAGAGCUGGGCCGGGUUUGAAUCCAAUCGGAUGGUGGGCACCUCCUGUGCCAAAUGGAUAAAAAACCUAUUACUGAUAGCAUUUGUUGUUGUCUUGAUCUGCGGCAUCGCCAUCCUGGGUAUCGGCAUCUGGACCCAUGAGUCGGAGUAUGGCAGCAAGCAGCUCUCCAGCCUCAUCGACAUCCCCUUGUACGAGGUGGACUCCUUCUUGCUGAUUGGCUGUGGGGUAGCCAUCAUUGUCAUCACGCUACUCGGGGUCUGCGGGGUGAUGACACAGUACAAGUGCAUUAUGGGAUUGCAUCUAUGGGCAUUGGCCUUCCUCUCCGUCAGUCUGUUUGUAGCAGGAAUUCUGGGAUAUGUCCUGAUUGGCGAGCUUGAGGAGAAGGUGAAGGGCAAGCUCGAGGAUACAGUGAUGGCAAACUAUGGCGUUGACCUCCCCUCCAACUCAAAGAACCUCGAGAUCACCGAGUCCUGGGACAGAAUACAGCAGACGUUCAAGUGUUGUGGCGCCUUUGGCACAGUGAACAGCUCUACGUCAUGGGCCAUCUACCGCGAACAGAGUGAAUGGUACAAGAAGGGCUUCUCAAAGGGAAGAUUCGUUCCCUUGAGUUGCUGUGACAAAAGCCUGCACAAGUACCUCAAUGACUGCACUGGACUGACCGACGUGCCUGAUGCCCCGCCCCGACAUGGGCCCCCGGUUCUCCUCAACAUGGCGGACCUCAACUACACGCUGUACACAGUGGGCUGCUUUGACGUGCUGGACGGCUACCUGAGGGGGACUGGCAUCAUCAUCGGAACAACGGCCAUAGUUGUGGGAGUCUUUCUGCUGGUGGAACUGGUGUUGUCUGUGUGUAUGUACCGUAUGCUGAGGUAGUAGUCGCAGCAGCAGCAGCAGCAGCAUCAAUAACCUCUUCACGGUAGCUGCAUCCUUAUAUUAUUACAACAGAAUCUCGUUGACUCAGAACCUGAACAAACUCAUUUCCUGUGCUGAUAUUAAUUCCACAGAAAGGACUAUUUGUUACAAUGUUUGAGGUACUUUAGGGUACCAAAAUAUAUAACCAAUAUUACUAUAUUAUUAGUUUACAGAAUCUGGGAUAUUUUUACAAAUCAAACAAUUUUUAUGAAAUUUUGUCUGUAUUGAUAUUAGUGUUCUUGGAUACAUAGUACUGUUUAAAGAGCAGCUUUGCUUCACAAAGCGAUCUUAGUGCUUGAAGAUGUUAGCCUGUGUUAAAGGAUGGGAAUUACAAUCACCUUAGCGCUAAGAUUGCUUUGUGAAGCAGGGCCCAGAACUAAACACAACUAUUGUUGUAAACACUCUUUACUCUUUGUACGAGACAUUCCGUCCUUUGAUGGUCACACACUUCUAUCUUUUACCAUGGUUACUGCAGGAUCAAUACUAAUCAUGAUAUAAAUUGUUGAGAUUUAGGAACUAAAUUUGAUAAAACGAAUGUAUUGCUGAGGUUGAUGUUGAAAUGUUUUCCUAUAUUUUUUAAGUGUUUUUUGUCUUGUUCAAUGAUGUAGUUAUCCAUAUUUAUUUUUCACAAAUGUAGGGCCGUCUGUUUAUAUAAUAUUUGGAAUAAUAUUACAAUGAUGUUAAAAAAGUUUGGACAAUGAGUGAAUAAUUUUUUCAAGGUAAUAUAUGCAAACGGGCUUUAUUUUGUGUCCAUGAUGUGUUCGUCUUGGUGUCUCAUUGGGUUGUGGUUUCACCUUAGUAGACUGAUUUCACGCCUCUUCUUAUCAAGAUACACAUGGUAAAGCAAACUGUGAUAUAUGUAGUGUGUGCGUUUUAUUUAUUGUUUGUGUUUAUUAUUUAUGUUUCUUGUUGUAUUUCACUAUGUAAACAAAUGACAAUCUUUUAGUUUCGAACUGAAAUUUAAACCUUUGAGAAUGCUCCGUCCAUCUACAUUGGUUCUUGGUGGAAAUGCUGACCAGUUUUAGCCAACAAGGGCCAGUAUUGUCAACACUGACCAAUGUCAAAAGGCCCAUGAAGAUCCAGGUUAGAAUAGGUCUUCAGCAACCCAUGCUUGCUGUGAAAGGCGACUAUGCUUGUCGUAAGAGGCGACUCACGGCAUCAGGUGGUCAGACUCGCUGACUUGGUUAAUACAUGUCAUCAUAUCCCAAUUGCGUGAAUCGAUGCUCAUAAUAUCAAUCACUGGAUUGUCUGGUCCAGACUUGAUUAUUUACAGAUCGCUACCAUAUAGCUGCAGUAUUGCUGCGUGCGGUGUUAAACAACACUCAAUAUUGUCAAAGGCAGAUCUAAGAUUUUGAAAAAGGGGCUGCUCAUUUAUUACAAAAUCUGAUGGAAGGAGAAGUAUGCACAAGAUUUCUCUGGAUCCACCAGUGUGUGUUGACCAGCAUUGACUUACUGAGCAUUGACCAGCAAUAAUGAGUGUUGACCAGAGAUGACCAGCAUUAACUAGUGCUAACUCGUGUUGUCCAGUGGUGAUUCCUGCUGGCCAACAUAUUCAAUGUUGAGUAUGAGUGCAACAACAGGUCAUCCAGAAGCACUCAUUAAAUCAUCAUCAUCAUCAUCACCAUCAUCAACAAUGCAAGUUAAAAUAGCUGUGUUUGUUAUCCCAAAUAUCUUCCUGCAUGCCAGGCCAGUUUUCAACUUAUCUUCAAAUUUUUGAACAUAUUUAAAUUACAGUCCCAAUUUUCCACGUGUUUUUCUUGAUAAUUAAAUCAAUGUGCUGGUAAUCUGUGCUGUGGGAUAGUGCAAUUGAAAAGUUGUCACAAGUAUUCGCCUCUCUUUUUUUUGGCCAAUAUUUUUGGAAAUCUUUUGCUAUACCAAUUUUUCAACAAACAUUUUGUGGUAAUUCAGAAUUCAGAAUUACCACAGCCAAACAUGAGUGUUUUGUGAAACUAUGGCAGAACUGUACUGCAGUAAAGAGGCAAGUAGUUGUGAGCAGUAGUGUAUUUGUCUGCACAUUGUUUACAAUGGUUUCACCUCUUUGUCGGUAUUUAUGUUUGCCUCAGUUUUCUUGACUAUCUGAAUAGCAAAUUACGUUAUAUUUGACAUCAAUCUGGCUCCGACCUGGCAAAAUAGUUCCAGGUGACCUUGUAACCGAUUACAAUAUAUGUAUUGUGCUGCAUCAAGAAAUGUGAGGUCAUGUGCUGCACUGGGAAAUGUGAGGUCCCAUUGUGCUGCACUGAGAAAUGUGAGGUCCCAUUGUGCUGCAUCGAGAAAUGUGAGGUCACGUGCUGCAUCGAGAAAUGUGAGGUCACGUGCUGCAUCGAGAAAUGUGGUCAUGUGCUGCAUCGAUGAAUCUGAGGUCACAUUGUGCUGCAUCGAGAAAUGUGAGGUCACGUGCUGCACUGAGAACUGUGAUGUCAUGUGCUGCAUCGAUGAAUCUGAGGUCUCAUGCUGCAUCAAGAAAUGUCAGGUCACAUGGUGCUGCAUCUGGGAAUUCAGAGGUCAAGUGCUGCAUUAAAAUAUGAGGUCAUGUGCUGCGUCAAGAAAUGUCAGGUAACAUGCUGCAUCAAGAAAUGUGAGGUCACAUGCUGCAUAAAAAUAAUAUGGUGUUUUGGAAUCAGCAUAAACAUGACCACCUGUACAGAACUUAAGGACGUAGUAUCUGGUUCGGAUGUCUCUCUGGAUGCUCCUGACUCCUUGUGACCUGUCAUGUCCGAGUGUCCUAGGCAGACAGGAUAGUGUAUUGUAAGUUUAUUCAGCUGUGUAUCGUGAUGACCAUCCUACAUGUGUACUCCAUAUGUUCAGAAGAAAACUAUUUGACCCAGGUAGUGUUUUGUGACCCCCCUGGUACUGUGUUGUGACCCAGGUACUGUUUUCGGACCCUGGAAACCAAAAAAACAUUACUUUAAUUGCCCUUGAGGUUUAUUAAAGGUGAUGGGUCAAAGGUCACAAUGUUGUAGCCCCCUGAAUAUGUUGUGUUAUAUGUACUUUCUCAUUCAUAGCUGCUGACACAUGACAUAUAUAGUUUGUUGAUGUUCUAGGGUUGUUAUGACUUCCACUGUUUUACAUGUAACACGUUUGUUGACACUCAUAUAUAGAUGAUAUUGAGAUUGGUUGUGCGGCUGUUUGCUGAUACAGCAGCACCAAUCAUACAUGGGAACUUCGUCACACAGAGCAUAAUACAUCAGCUUAUUAUUUGUUUGCAUUUACCAUAAUUAUUCUUAUACAUGCGCUCUCAAAACUACAAUAUAUUGGACAAUGAUAUUUAAUUCCUUCAUAUUUUUAAAAGACAAUUUUUACAUUUUUACACUAGCAAGGGGAGUUUAAUUUCAUAUUAUCCAAAUGAAUUUUGUGAAAUUAAAAAAAACCCAAUUCUGUUUGAUUGAAAGUAUAUAUUUCUUUAUAUCUAUUUUUGAAAAGGUUUGCCUUAAAUAUUUUGGGAGGAACCUCUAAUAAACCCUGAUUUCAUUUUUGUAUUCAUCCCUUGGCAUAUUGGGUAUAAAUAUUAAUAAAUUUAAAUUGAUCAGGAUGUUUUUGCCUGCUUAAAAAAACAUGACUUUGUUUGAGUAGCGCCCCAGUUUAACAGAAACACAUCUCCCGUCCGAAAUAAUGGAAUAAUUAUGGUAACUAUGGUAAACUGCUGAUACAUGUCAGGUUUCCACAAUAACCAGUGCUAACUCCGUCCACGUGUGAUCACAUUAAGCAGAGAUAUUCUAGUUGGAUUACAGUAUUAUGAGACACAUGACUGUCAUGUCUAUAUGUACAUUCCUACAGUCCCCCUCUGUCUUGGCUACAUAUACGCAAAGAAACAGUUACGUCUGGAAGUUAAUCAUAAAUCUCAGUGUAUAAUCUGGUGGUUUUACAUUUCAUGAACCCAGAUCACAUCUGAAAGUAAACAUCCAUGUAAUAAUGGUCGGAUGGUCGGGAUUUACCAAAUAUAUUGUUUUCCCUAAAAGGAAUAAAAUUAUUAUAAAUUCUGUAUCUUAACACAUUUACUUCCUAAUAUGGAUAUUACUUCAAGUUCAGGAUAUCCAACAUGUCCAGAGAACAAAUUUGUGAAAUAUUUAAAAAACUGAGCAAUAAUAUAUUUUUUGCAUAACUCCCUGGAAUUAUUUAUAUUAAAUCAAUCAGUCUCCAAGUAACAUUCCGUCACCCUGUGUCAUUUCCUUUGUUCAGCAACAAUCAGUCUUUAUCAUGUUAUAAAUUUGAGGUCUGUUAAUGCCAUAAAAUGUAAAGUCUGUCUGGGGAUAUUUGUAAACACAAGAGAAAUACUGUUUUGAAGAUUUUAGAGUAGGAAUUUGGACACUGCCUGCAUUUUCUUAGAUAAAAAAACAUACCCAUUCUUACCUUUUUUCUUUGUGUAUGAGUAGAAGUGGUGACAACACUGAAUAUUCAUUGUGUUUUAUGUGUUAUUCUUUUGAAAUAACUGUGAUAUAACAGUAUUAACAGUGACAGACUUCAUGUCAAAAUGGAGGCAAGUAACGAAUCGAUUGUAACAUGUCCAAUUCCAUUGAGCUCAUGUGCUGAAUGUACAUUCUUUUUAGUGAAUCCUUUUGGGUUUAAACGUUUAUUGUGCAUAUGGCAUUAUUUUUAAUUGAAAUGAAUUUUUGUUUGAGGUCGUCUUAUUUGGGCUUAUUAAAAAAAUCCAUCUUUAUUGUUUGUUUAGUCAAAUAUUUGAUUUUUAGAAUUAAUUAUGAAUAUGCUUCGAGUCAUAGACACUGUUUUGAAUUCUUAGUUAUUUAGGAAUCACAUUAAUGACAUUAAUUGUACAUGCAGUAGUAUUAAAGCAAUAUACUGGGGUG